ACCACCUUGGGCUUCGGAAGAGCUCCCACCACCCCGCCCCCAAAACGCUCUCCUUGCUCCUUUCCUCCUCCCAGUUUUUUUUCUUUUGUUUUUUUUUACUCUGAAAAAAUAAUAUAUGGCAAUAAACUCUACUAUUUUGGAAGGAAAAGAAUAAGAUUUCCAUUGUCCCCUUGAGGGUUUGGUUUCUUUCUGCAGCCAGAAACAAAGGCAGCUAACCAUAGGAACCAGAAAGUGAGAGACCCCAGCAAAAACUUAAAGAAGGUCCCAACUACUCUCUAAUGGAGGACUAUCCAAACCAGAGCCUUCUCCAGCUCCUGUUCUCGGAUGACUUGGGCCUGGUCCCAAACUACGGAAGGAGAUGGUUGUUCUAUCCUCCGCAUCCCCCAGAACCGCUUCGGUACUGCCCCAAACCAAGAGAAAAAUUGGAUUUUUACCUCCUUUCCCAUCUCCCCAACUCCAUAGCUUUCUGAGGGACUCACUCCCAUUGUCCUCCUCCCAGCCCCCACCAUCCCCACCAUCCCCCAGCGGUAAAAUAAGCCCUGCAGUCCUCCUAAUCAUAGUAAUCCUGGCGGUGAUCUUCUUCAUCUCUGGCCUCCUCCACCUUCUGGUGAGAUUCCUCAUCAAGAAGCACCCAUCUGCUUCCUCUUCCAGCCACUCUAAUGGGCACCAGGCGGCGGCGGAGCUCUCGGGCUCGGAGGCCCUCCAGCGGCAGCUCCAGCAGCUCUUCCACCUUCACGACUCCGGCCUCGACCAGGCCUACAUCGACGCGCUGCCCGUCUUCCUCUACAAGGAGAUCGUCGGCGCCAAGGAGCCUUUCGACUGCGCCGUCUGCCUCUCCGAGUUUGCGGCCAAUGAUAAGCUCCGCCUCCUCCCCUUCUGCGGCCACGCCUUCCACAUCAUCUGCAUUGACACCUGGCUGCUCUCCAAUUCCACCUGCCCUCUCUGCCGGGGGGCGCUCUUCGUGCAGGGCCUGUCGAUGGAGAACCCAAUUUUCGAUUUUGAGGAGUCAAGAGAGGAGGGCGGCUUUGUAGGGGACCGGGAGGAUGGCUUCUCGGUGCCUGGAGGUCAGAAGCCGGCGGAGGUGGAGGAGAUUGCUGCUGAGAUGAGAGUGUUCCCAGUGAGGCUUGGGAAAUUUAAGAACCCGGGCGAUAGAGAUGGUGGUGCUGGUGGUGAUGAUGUCGAUGGUAAUGGCAAUGUUAGAGGUAAUGUGAGAAGAGAGGAAGGAGAGAGCAGCAGCAGUAGUUUGGAUGCAAGGAGAUGCUACUCCAUGUGCUCUUAUCAGUAUGUUCUCGGGGAGGCAAAUCUCCAAGUGUCUCUCUGCACUGGCUCUUCUAGGAUUGGAAAUGGUAAAGGGGUCCGGGGAAGGGGAGCUUGUGGAAAUUCAACAAGCCAUGAGGUUUGGGAGGGGAAGAGGCUAGGGAUAGCUAGCAAAGGUGAAAGCUUUUCAGUGUCAAAGAUCUGGCAGUGGUCUAACAAGAAGGAGGGGAAGCUCCCAAUCUCUUCAUUUGCUUCCUCUGUGAACGGGGGAUUGCCAUUGGCUAGGAGAGGUGUUGGCGAUACAUGAAACAUGCAUGUACUGUGAUUAUUGUUGUUGUCUUCUCUUCUCUUCUCUUUUCCUUUUUUUUUUUUUUGAAGUCUCAGUUGUGGUUAUUCAACCUCAGCAUCAAAAUUCAUAUUUAUCCCUUCUCUUUGCUUUGAUUUAUUUAUAUUUCUUUGCA
Messenger RNA from Phoenix dactylifera (date palm), 1718 nucleotides. RefSeq names its product RING-H2 finger protein ATL46-like. Gene Ontology annotation, molecular function: ubiquitin protein ligase binding. Lineage: Eukaryota; Viridiplantae; Streptophyta; Magnoliopsida; Arecales; Arecaceae. The record is from RefSeq and is a predicted model, not a curated record.